Messenger RNA from Galendromus occidentalis (western predatory mite), 2208 nucleotides. RefSeq names its product nose resistant to fluoxetine protein 6. Gene Ontology annotation, molecular function: acyltransferase activity, transferring groups other than amino-acyl groups. Bases 1 to 2208 code for a protein of 735 amino acids. Lineage: Eukaryota; Metazoa; Arthropoda; Arachnida; Mesostigmata; Phytoseiidae. The record is from RefSeq and is a predicted model, not a curated record. The transcript has 13 exons.
AUGCCCCUUGUGGUAUUGAUCACGCUCCAGGGUUCGCUGGUCGGUGCGGAAAACAAUUCAAGUGAACAAUACAGGAGUCAGUUGGAGUUCACCCGUGAAUUUUUCCAAGCAGCUUUCGCAUCAAUGCGGAAAGAGAUUCUUCGAACUGUUAUCGAAGCCGAUGUCAGUACUGAGUGUCAAGUAUUCCUGCUCAAGUUCGCCCAGGCCGCAGAAAAUCUUGAGCCAUGGACUAGUCGACUUAUGGAUGCCUCCGGCAAAUUUCCUGUCGGUCUGUACCAGGGAACACUCGCCGACCUGGGUGCUUUCGAUGCCUGUGUCGAAACGGUCCUGACAUCGGACGAAGGUGAAGAAACUCUGCGCGGCCAGUACUGCAAUGCGUACGCCAAGAGUCCGAAUGGAGAUUAUGCCAACCAUAUCAGCAACAUCACGGCCCUCUCUCACAGACGGACACCGAAUUUCAUCACAUUUCAAGAAUCGAAAGAGGUGCCUGGCAUGCGCAUAGGAUUCUGCAUAUCGACGCAAUGCGACAGGGAGGAUCUCCAAAAGCUGGCGAACAAGAUAGGGCAAAGUCUGGUGGCGGAGAUCACAAUUGGAUCCUGCAUAACAAACCUUCCGCAGCCCAUGGAGACGCGGCAACUGCUCGUUCUAAUCUUAUUGGCCGUCCUCGUGGCUCUCGUCGUCGUUGGAUCAUUCGUCGACUAUCUCAGCGUUACUCGGUGCAAGAGCGAAACAUCGAACUCUUCAACGGUUAUCCGCGUCCUCAAGUGUUUCUCGUUCCGAGCGAACGGUGCCCUACUCAUGCACGUAAACGAAGACGUCAAUAGCGAUGCAUAUACGUAUCGUUUCAUUCACGGGAUGAAAUUCUGGUCGAUGUGCGGAGUCGUCGUCGGUCACUCCUACUCCGUCUUCGACUUCACGAUCAUCUCUCGACUGGUGAACGCUCUGCAUUAUGGGGACAAUCCGUUGUUCUGCAUAGUGAUGGCCGGAUAUCUCUGCGUGGAUACGUUCCUUUUCAUAGGGGCCUUCCUCGUCACUUACAACGUGAUCAAAGCGAAACAAUCGAAAGUGACUACGAGUGUCGUUGCGAUCGUAAGACGUUUCGUCAGAGGAACCCUGCCAGCCUUGUUCGUCAUGGUUUUGCUCUUCCUCGUCCCGCUGAUCUUCGACGGUCCUGGUAUCCCCGACUUCUAUGCGGCGUACAAGAGGCAAUUUGCUCGCGAGUGGUUGUCCGUCCUUCUGCAAUUCAGAAACCUCCAAUCACAAAACUAUUUCCAGGAUUACGGACCGCCGAGCAUGGGUCCGCUGUGGUACUUGUCCGCGGACUUCCAACUUUUCGUCGUCGUAGUGAUCUGCCUCGCUCUGACGAAUCGGGAGUCAAAGAUGUUCCAAGCAUCUAUGGGGCUCUUCUCUAUGGCGACUAUCAUUUUCACGGGCGUUUACAUACGCGGAACGAUCAUCACACCAUUCGUUCUACCAAUGGCUGAGAAUUGGGAAGUCAUCUCUCAAACCUUAGGCUCCUUCUAUCAUUUCACCACCACUCACGCUCCGUGCUAUUUCCUCGGUGCUUCCACCAUGAUAAUGAUACGAGACUACAAGAAGACGAAACUCACAAUGUAUUGGAUUGGUAGCCUUCUUUGCAUGCUGUAUGCGGUCUUCGGAACCUACCCUUGGAAUCGGGGUGACUACCCUGGCGAGACGUGGAAAGUCAUCUUCGCCAUGACACAGAGGCCCCUAUGGGCCGUAUUCCUGAGCUGGUUGACGUUCGCGUGCGCGACGAAACGAGGAGGAUUCAUCACGAAAUUCUUAUCCUGGAAUGGGUUCGUGCCCCUGAGUAGAUUGUGCUUCGGAGUCUUCAUGGUUCACUUGCCGAUGUACUUCAUUGAGGCCGCCAUCGCUCGGGAAAGGAUAUACUUUUCAAAUUUCAACAUGAUCACUCGCUCUUUCGGUGUGGCCACUUGGGCUUUCCUACUCGCAUCACUCAUAUUCUUGCUAGUCGAAGCCCCCAUAGGCCGACUCGAGAAAUUGAUUCUGCAGCGGGACCCUCGAUUCGAAGGGAAGCCGAUUGAUAUCGAGAGCGCCCUCAACAAGAAGAACCUACAGAGUCCUAAACUGAAUCAAGAUAAGUCCGGAGCUCACGUCAACCAUGGAUUCCACGUCACGUCCCCAAACGACCUGUCGCCGAUCAGACACCACUCAAUCAAACUGUGA